This is a messenger RNA of Dovyalis caffra, 2559 nucleotides long. The record is from the annotation of a GenBank genome assembly. Lineage: Eukaryota; Viridiplantae; Streptophyta; Magnoliopsida; Malpighiales; Salicaceae.
AUGUCAGCCCUAAUCCGCCGGUAUGCGGCGGAGCUCGGCCACAGACACCUACUCGAAUCAUUCUAUCCGGGUCUUCUCUUGAUCCGCCACGUAAGCACCCGCGCCGCACCUCAGCUAAACGGAGCCGCCGCAACCACGGGACUCUACGGUUUUGAUCACUUAAAAACCCCUAAAGGGUUUCAACGUUUUGUUGAUGAUGCCAUUGAAAGGUCAGGGGAGCUGGUUAAUUAUAUUUCCAGUAUGCCUUCCUCAGCUGAAAUUGUACAAGCCAUGGAUGAGAUUUCAAACACGUACCUCAAUACGAAUCACAUUUUAUAUGCUGCGGUAAAAAAAGCAGAGAAAGAUGGACAUUUGCUCACAAAACAGGCUCAUAGGGCUGCUGAUCAGUUACGUAUUGAUUUUGAAAAGGGCGGAAUUCAUCUCCCUCCUGAGAAGUUAGCUAGAUUGAAUCAGCUCAAUUUAAGCAUCCUUCAGCUGUGUAGAGAGUUUGGUGAAAAUAUUAGCAUUGAUCCAGGUCAUGUGGAUGUAUUUCCAGCAUCUCGCAUCCCGAAACACAUACACCACCUCCUAAAACCCAUUCAUCGUUUUACCUCUGGAACUUCCUCGGGAUCAUUAGGGUCAUUGAAUAACAUGAAAGAAAAAGGACUGCGGAUAAAAACAGAUCAUCGUACUCUAGUUUCUGUAAUGCAUUGGGUGCCAGAUGAUGAGGUUAGGAAGAUGGCAUAUAUCCAAGGAAACUCUUCCCCACAUGCAAACCUUGAAGUACUUGAUAAGCUUGCUGCAGCUCGUCAUGAACUGGCCCAGGCCUUGGAUUUGCUGUCUUGGAGAAGCCAUCCUUCCAAGAUUGGGUUGUUUAUUCAGUCCCUUUGUGUUCAGUGUGAAUCACAAAUAGGCCAUGAUAUAAGACUUCUAAUGAUGGGAUACAGAUCUUAUGCUGAAUUUGUAGUGAAACCAAACUUGGCUUCAUCACCCGAGGUUGUGAUGUCAUUUCUGCAUGAAAUGAGUAGGAUGGUUAGGCCGAAGGCUGAUGAGGAGUUUGAGGCAAUUAGGAAUUUUAAGGGAGAAAAAUGUGGUCAAAGAUGUAUUGAUUUGGAGCCCUGGGAUGAGACGUACUAUACAGCAAUGAUGAAAUCCUCUGCCCAUAAUCUGGAUUCUUCAAUUGUAGCCUCAUAUUUUCCUCUGCCACAAUGUAUUGAAGGUUUGAAAGUGCUGGUCAACUCAUUAUUUGGUGCAACUCUUUGCAAUGUCCCCAUGGCACCAGGUGAAUCGUGGCACCCUGACGUGCUUAAAAUGUCUCUUCAUCAUCCUGAAGAGGCUUAUUCUUGCCGAAGGGAAUUGAGAUAUUACUUCACUAUAGAGGAGUUGAAACAAACACAUGAGAUUGUCUUCUUAAGAUCAUUUCAUGUUAUUUUAGAUGCUGUCAUUGAUUCUGCCAUUUCAGGCGACUUGGGAUAUCUAUACCUUGAUUUGUACUCCAGGAAAGGAAAAUAUCCUGGUUGUGCUAACUUUGCAGUUAAAGGAGGCUGCCGCAUAUCUGAGACAGAAUACCAACUUCCUGUUGUUGCCCUUCUUUGCAAUUUUUCUGGUUCACCUGGUUCAUCAACCGUUAGACUUAAUCACGGGGAUGUAGAAACUCUAUUUCAUGAGUUUGGACAUGCCCUCCAUUCAUUGUUCUCGAGAACGGAUUACCAACAUUUCUCAGGCACCAGGGUAGCUCUUGACUUUGCUGAAAUGCCUUCAAACCUCUUUGAGUACUAUGCCUGGGACUAUAGAGUAUUAAGGACAUUUGCAAAGCACUACUCAACUGGUGAAAUAAUACCUGAGAAGUUGGUUAAGUCUAUGCAAGGUGCCAGAGAUAUGUUUGCUGCAACUGAACUGCAACGCCAGGUUUUUUAUGCAAUGGUUGACCAAACGCUUUUUGGAGAACAACCAGCCUCACCCAAUGAUAUGAGCUCUAUUCUUGCUGAACUCAAAAUGCAGCACACCAGCUGGAAACAUGUGGAGGGUACAAAUUGGCAGAUCAGAUUCAGCCAUCUUGUAAACUAUGGUGCAGGUGGGAUCUUGGAGCACAUGAAUAUUCUGUGUUACUAUAGCUACUUGUAUGCAAAAUGUUUUGCUGCAACCAUAUGGAGAAAGUUAUGCCAAGAAGAUCCGCUUUCAUUAACUGCCGGAAUUGCUCUUAGAACAAAAUUGUUGCAGCAUGGUGGAUCCAAAGAACCAGCUGAACUGUUAAAUGAUCUAGUAGGGGAAGGGAUUUUAAAGCAUUGCGAUGGAGGGAUUGUUCCUGAUGUUUCAUGUUUCUUGGACGAAUCAAGAGCUAGGAAUGGUGGAGCAAUUGCGACAGACCAAUCACCAGAAGUUGUUAAGGCGGCAUGGACUGCAGUUGGAACUGAUAUUACCAGCAUCCAAUACCCUGAUGACCACCCCAAGGCAAUGCUGUUUGAGCAUAGCCAAUUUGGACUGGGAGCUGGAAUUGGAGAUGGGAUGUUUCAUUCCCUGAAAAAAGUGAAAUCUAUUAGCAUUACAAAAGAAGCAAUUUCAGUUGGACAAUCAAGAUAA